Messenger RNA from Fusarium pseudograminearum CS3096, 1455 nucleotides. RefSeq lists its product as uncharacterized. The transcript has a single exon. Gene Ontology annotation, cellular component: mitochondrial inner membrane. Bases 1 to 1455 code for a protein of 484 amino acids. Gene Ontology annotation, molecular function: ATP hydrolysis activity; ATP binding. Gene Ontology annotation, biological process: protein insertion into mitochondrial inner membrane from matrix; mitochondrial respiratory chain complex III assembly. NCBI's taxonomy places the organism in Eukaryota, Fungi, Ascomycota, Sordariomycetes, Hypocreales, Nectriaceae. The record is from RefSeq and is a predicted model, not a curated record.
AUGGACGAAGAAACACUAAAGGAAGCCCUCAAAAGCUUCCCAAACGCCGAAAAGUCGGCGGUACCGUCAGCUGCAGCAUCAGGGCUCAACAUCAAUGCACUUUUCGACAACCCGCUCUUUGCAGGCGGAAUAGGUCUUGCAUCUUUAGGUGCAGCCGCAGCCUUCGCACGCAAAGGCGCGGUAUCCGCACUCGGAGCAGCCCGCCGCCGGCUGCUAGUCAAUCUCGAAAUCAGCAAGCAGGAUCCAGCCUACCCAUGGAUUCUAGCUUGGUUGUCGCAGCCUCGCGAAACACCGGGCUUCAUCGCUUCUCGGCUUACACGAAUACACAAUGUCUCUAUCACCACGACCAAUGCAUCUCGGACUGCGGGGUCUAGCGGACCUCAGCACGCACAAUUCUUCGUCCAGCCCGGUUACGGACGACACAUAGUCAAGACCGGCAACGUCUACAUUGCCGUGAACCGAGAGAAGCACAAUACGGCGAAUAUGAAUACGGGCGAACCGCAUGAGAUUGUACAGUUGACGACUCUUUGGGCGCACCGACACGUAUUCGAGGAAGUGUUCAAGGAGGCGCGCGCAUUGGCGGCAAAGGCGAACGAGGGAAAGACUAUAGUAUACUCGGCCCGAGGAAUGGAUUGGUUGCCGCUUGGUGAUCCUCGCAAGAAGCGUCCAUUAGAUUCGGUAAUAUUGGACGAUGGUGUCAAGGAAAACAUCGUCAACGAUGUGCAAGACUUUUUGAACCGGCACCAAUGGUAUGUGGAUAGAGGUAUCCCUUAUCGAAGAGGGUAUCUGCUAUUUGGUCCCCCGGGCAGUGGAAAGACUUCGUUCAUCCAGGCACUCGCAGGGGAGCUGGACUUCAGUGUGGCCAUGAUCAAUCUGAGCGAGAUGGGCAUGACAGAUGACAAGCUAGCAUAUCUCCUUACGAAACUGCCCAAGAGGAGUUUGCUAUUGCUAGAGGAUGCCGACGCAGCAUUUGUCAACCGACGACAGCGGGAUACCGAUGGCUACAAUGGCGCGACAGUGACCUUUUCCGGUCUUCUUAAUGCCCUCGACGGCGUUGCCGCAGGUGAAGAACGCAUCGCAUUUCUGACAACCAACCAUGUCGACCGCCUUGACCCUGCGCUUAUUCGACCCGGCCGAGUAGACUUGAUGCUUCGCAUUGGAGAAGCAACGCGCUACCAGGCUGAAAAGAUGUGGGAUCGAUUUUACGGCGAUAUUGACAAGGAUCACUCCGGCCGAGAACGGUUCCUCAGCCGAUUGGAAGAGUUGGGUCUAUUUGGAGUUGGACCUAAUGGAGAGCCAUCGAAUCGAAACACAAGCACUGCCGCAAUCCAGGGUUUGUUCUUGUUUAAUAAGAACGACACACAGGGCGCUAUCGACAUGGCCGAGGGCCUCAUCCCGAGGAAGUUCGAGGCUUCGGAUGAGAUCCCAGAAGGAGCGAUCAAGACACCUGCUUGA